Molecule: messenger RNA, 1520 nt
Organism: Bombina bombina (fire-bellied toad)
Lineage: Eukaryota; Metazoa; Chordata; Amphibia; Anura; Bombinatoridae
Product: zinc finger protein 32-like
Exons: 8
Coding region: 105-1520 (471 amino acids)
Biological process (GO): regulation of transcription by RNA polymerase II
Molecular function (GO): DNA-binding transcription factor activity; RNA polymerase II cis-regulatory region sequence-specific DNA binding
Source: RefSeq, a predicted model, not a curated record
GUUGUGAAGAUUUGAGGCCUGAUAAGCAAGAAAACGAGUGAAUUAAAAGGACAGCCAAAUAGUGAGGCAGCUGGGGAGGAGAAGCCUUUUGUUGGAUCAAGUUGAUGGACAAAGCAAUGGAUUGUAAGAAAUUGACAGAGAUGAUACUACGGGAUGCUCUUGAAAUUGUCUUCCUACUGACUGGAGAGAUAAAAGUCGAGAACUUACCUUGCAACAAUAACUACGGUGAGGUUAUCCACAAGGCACAAAUUGCUCUCCUUAGUCUUUCAGACAAGUUGGUUUCUUUAAGAAGGAACAAUAUCAAGAAUCUAAUGAAGGAUAAGAUUUUAAAACUCGCUUCUAAUAUCGUAGAGCUCCUUACUCAAGAGAUACCUAUAAAAUGUGAAAAUGUUGCAGUCUACUUCUCCAUAGAAGAAUGGGAAUAUUUAAAGGAGCAUAAAGAAUGUUACCCAGACAUAUUAGAAACCCAGCAGACCAUCAGCACCCCAGAGCCACAUGCAAUCAAGAUGGAAGUCAAAAAGGAAGCAUCUCAUAUAAUUCUUCAGACAAAUAAUUGUGUUGCUGAAGAUUCACAUACAAUCAAGACGGAAGUCAAAAAGGAAACAUCUCAUUUAACUCGUCAAUCAAAUAAUUGUCUUAUUGAAGAGCCACAUGCAAUCAAGAUGGAAGUCAAAAAGGAAGCAUCUCAUAUAAUUCUUCAGACAAAUAAUUAUCUUGUUGAAGGUGAUUCACAUACAAUCAAGACGGAAGUCAAAAUGGAAACAUCUCAUUUAACUCGUCAAUCAAAUAAUAGUCUUAUUGAAGGUGAUGAAAAGUGGAAGUUAAAUGAAGCUGAUUGCAAAAGAAAAUAUCCUAUAUCAACACAAAAUUCUACAGAGAUUACUGAUGCAUACAAUCCUCCUGUUGUAAAUAGUGUUAACAUUAUACAGCAAAUAGAGUACAGAUGCAGUGAAUGUGGAAAAGAUUUUGAUAAAAAGAAAAUGUUUUUUAAUCAUAUAAGAAUUCACAGAGGAGAGAAACCAUAUAUGUGCUCUGUGUGUGGAAGGGGUUUUAAUUGUAAAUGUUAUCUCACUAUACAUGAAAGGCAACAUAACGGAGAAAGGCCUUUUCAUUGUAUUGACUGUGGAAAAUGUUUUGUUAGUCAUUCAACACUUCUUAGCCACCGUAAAAGACACUUAGAAGAUAAGCCGUUUGCUUGUACUCAUUGCGAGAAACAAUUUAUCUACAAAUCAGCACUUGUUACACACUUGCGUGUACAUACAGGAGAGAAACCAUUUCCUUGUUCUCAGUGUGAUAAAUCUUUCCGGCACAAACCUGGACUUGUUACACACUUAAGGACACACACAGGGGAGAAACCCUAUAAAUGUUCUGAAUGUGGGAAAUCAUUUAGUCAAGGGUCGUCACUUAUCAUGCACAAAAGAAUACAUACAGGAGAGAAACCACAUAUUUGUGGUAAAUGUGGAAAGGCUUAUAUUAGCCACUCAUCUCUUACUAGUCAUCAGAAAAGACAUAAUCGUUAG